AUGAAUACCAUUGAAGAAAUUGACAUAGAUUACUUGAUUACAUUGAUACAGGAAAGGGAAAUUAUAUGGGACAAGUCAAACGUAGAUUUUAAAAAUAAAAAUUUAAAAACAAAAGCCUGGGAAGACAUAUCAAAAGUUUUAUUUCCUGAUUACGAGAAUUUCACAGCUGAACGAAAAAAUAAAGUUGGUAAUGAUUUAAUAAAAAAAUGGAGAAGUGUAAAAGAUAAUUACUUCAGAUAUUCAAAAAAAUUAAAAGAAGCAUCAAAAUCGGGCUCGGGCGCUACGAAACUGAAGAAGUAUCAUUUAUACAAUCAACUCCUUUUUUUGAGAAAAGUGGAACAAAAUGCCACCGAAUCUAGCUUAGACUCGCCUAGAGAAAUCAACAAUGAAUCUACGUCUACAAAUGAUGACAUUACCACAGACAACACUCCGCGCUAUGUUCCAGUCGCGCGCAAAAGGGCAAUGCAAAUGGAUGAGUUUGAAAGAGAAGGACUAAAACUUCUCAAGGAGCCGGAAAAUCGCCAUAUGUCCUUUUUCAGAGCUAUAUUGCCAUCUAUUCAAGAAUUUUCCGACCGAGAAACUCUCCGUUUCCAAAGUAAAGUUAUACAAAUUAUAGAUGAAAUGCGGUAUGGACAAACAUCAUCAUAUGUGAGUGGCCCAUCAACGUCUCACCAACCACCAUAUGGGUAUCAAACAGCAAAUUUUCAAAGUACAUACAUUUCUGAUUUUAAUAAUUCAAUUACAUCUCCAGAAACAUCUCAAGCAAGUGAAGAAACUGAAUACGAUUUUUCUAAUUUGUAAUUACUGGAUGAUAUCUCUCUUAAAUAAUGUCUAAAUUUAAAAUUAUGACAAUUGCUGAUUAUUUGUGAGUUGAUUACUCUCUUAAAUAAUGUCUAAAUUUAAAAUUAUGACAAUUGCUGAUUAUUUGUGAGUUGAUUACU
Messenger RNA from Maniola jurtina (meadow brown), 941 nucleotides. RefSeq lists its product as uncharacterized. The transcript has 2 exons. Lineage: Eukaryota; Metazoa; Arthropoda; Insecta; Lepidoptera; Nymphalidae. Gene Ontology annotation, molecular function: DNA binding. Gene Ontology annotation, biological process: regulation of transcription by RNA polymerase II. Bases 1 to 801 code for a protein of 266 amino acids. Gene Ontology annotation, cellular component: nucleus; transcription regulator complex. The record is from RefSeq and is a predicted model, not a curated record.